Molecule: messenger RNA, 3396 nt
Organism: Zonotrichia albicollis (white-throated sparrow)
Lineage: Eukaryota; Metazoa; Chordata; Aves; Passeriformes; Passerellidae
Source: RefSeq, a predicted model, not a curated record
CUUAUCUAUUUCAAUUCCCAUGUUUUUCUUAUUUUUGAAGUUGCCUUCCCAAGCACUGACCCCACUUUCCAGACAACUUCCGUCGUCUUGGUCACACAUUGAUCAAAAGAUUCUCCAGGUUGACUGUAGUGACUUGUUCUCAAGGACUGUUGGGUUUUCACCUUCAGGCAUGUGCAGCUUAACUUCUCCAUCAGUUCCAGACGGUUUUCUUUGUGACUUAGAAGAACUCAAUUCCUUGGCAUUAGCAACCUCCCAGACUGUAGCAAUCUCCCCAGGUAAUAGCAUUCACCAUGUUAAGGAUGGUCACUUUAUGCCAAAUACAGAGGUGUUUCUCAGCUCUCCUACAGAUCUCCCUCUGUCCUCUCUUGUAUCUCCCUCUGUCUCAUCUUCAGCCAGCUCAUCUUAUGACAUAACACAUAAGCAUGUCAGCAACAAUACCAAGUCAGGAAAAGAUAAAGACUUAGAAAGCAUAAUUGAUUGUUUAGUUAUUGAAGUACCUAGAGAUUUCUCAGAUGCUACAAGAGAAGGUGAACACGGUGCUAUGCAUAACAUCCCUUUGCCAUAUGAAGAAGGUUCCUUGUCCAGUGUGCUAGCUGCAAGUGCUGAAAACAAAGAGGAAAUCUGUACUGCAGACCUUUCACUUAAUAAAGAGGAUCAGUCAGAAUCUCAAGAAUCAGAUUCCUCUGAAGAAGCACAAGACAAAACAGAAGAACUGACUAGACUGUAUAUAGAGGAGGAUCUGGUACAUGACAAUUUAGAAUUCCCAAUAGCAAGUGGAGAAGAUUCUAUGGAUUGUUAUGAAGGAUAUACUUCACCAGAUAUUUUUAAGGUAUUUUAAUUUCUGACUUCUGUGUUCAGAUAACUUAGUAUAAUUAUUCUCUGCCUUGUAUCUACAUGUUUGUAUUGUGCACAGGCACACUUUUAUAUAAUUGCAUUUGAUAAAACUGAGCUCUGAGCAAGAUGGUUUAAGAAGAAAGGUGUCCCUGCCCAUGGCAGGGAGGUUGGAACUAGAUGAUCUUUAAGAUCCCUUCCCACCCAAACCAUUCUGAUUCUAUGAUUAAACAUUGUCAGCGUUAGGGGGCAGUCCCUUCUCAGAAGCAGGCAUAUGCACUAUUGUAAAUUCUAUGAUGUAUCAAUUGUGUAGUCCUUUCCCUCUUGCCCCUGCUAUUUGCUGAGGAGUUUCUGAUGUGAAAAGCCAGCGAACCAUUUCCCUCCCCAGCCCAUUGCGUGCUGCCCCUUUUGAGAGAGGCCCCAGCAAGCAAAUGCUGUCAGCAGCCUGCAGAGGGAGGGACGUGUGCCUGCUGCAGAGACUCUGCGGUUUGUGCUUGGCAUGUGUCAGCUCACAGCUGAUGUAUUUAUAGCAGGCUCUGUUACAAGGAUCUGACUAACAGUAACAGAUCAGAUUAUGUUUGGCAGUUACACAAAUGCUUCCUCCCGGUUCCUCUUUGGGACCCUACAUCACUGAGCUACCCCAAAUGUGUGCUGGCCAUUAAAUGCCACAAUGUAACUAUACAGUUUGUGUGGCUCCCAGGCAUAGCUCUCUUUUCUGUUCAGCACUUACUUCAACAGACUAUUCAGGUAGUUACUUUCACUGACAGCAUGCAUGUCAGGUGCUUAGGACAGUAUGUUUUAGACCAAAUGUUAAACUAUUUAAUUACAUUUUGCCCUUUAAUUACAUUCUACCCUUAAAUGACCUGAAAAACAAAGAAGAAAAAUUAAGAAUAGAGGAGAAAUCCAUGGCCACAAAUGGCAUCAUUUUAAUGCUUUCUGAGGCAAGAUAUGUCUUCCAGAAAAGUAGAUGACUAAUAAUAAGAUUAGCGUGAGAUUUGUGAUUGUUGAGGUUAGUUACAUGUCCCCUUACUGAGCAUUUGACAUCCUUCAGCUGAUUUUGGAACACAGUUUUAUAGCAGAGCUACUUCUCAUACUUCUUAAACAUUUAAGCCAGCUCUGCUUUCUGCUGGAACAUCAAGAGACUGAUCCUCUUUUCCAUCUUUCCUCUAAUCUUCCAUUUCCCUCUGCCAAGGCACCUACUUCCCACUCCGUUCCUACAAUAUCCCUGUCUACUGCUUCCCUCUCAGCUCCUCUCCUCUCUAAACACUUAGAGCAGCAGGAGAAAGAUUCACUACAGUUAAAGGUAACUGCACCCCUUGAACAUGGAUUGUUGUAAAGCUUCGUGUCUAUUAAAUAACUGCAAGGCUAACACUUGUUUGAGUUUGAUCUUCUCAGAUGUACUGCUUUCUCUACUAAUACUAAAUAACAUAAGAAAUGGAGGAUUGAUAGGCGUUUUUCAAGUGAAACACAAGGUAAAGCUAUAACCAUUGUGAUACAAUUCAAUAGAUUAGGAGAUACCAAUGAUAGGAAAGCAGAAAGCCUUCUACUCAAUUUCAGGUUCAUACCAGGACAGCGGUGUAACUGAGUUAAUUGAAUGAAACCGAACUGUAUUCAACUAGGCAAAAACUAGAUAACAUUUGUGUUUCUGUUUUCAAUUUCAAUCCAAAGCCUGGGAGAAAAGUCAUAAAUUUCACAGGAAAGCACCACUGCUGAGGGUCAUGUUCUAAAUACCAAUUCUGUUAGUCGAGGACUGGACAAAGAUUAUUCCCUCUUCAGGACUACAUUUUGUGUCAGCAUUGAAGCUCUGUGGCAGAAAAAUGAAAACUUGGUCUAGAAAGACAAAGUUAAUUUGCAGUACUAACUUCCAGAAGAUUUGUCUGCUCAUGAAUAGGAGAAAAAGUAAUGUAAAGAGAAACUAUCCUAGAAAAGUGAUCAUUCCAUCAUUACAUCUAUAUCAUAAAUGCCCUCCUUUUUUUUUUUCUUUUCUUAAGAUCUACCCCAUUUUACAAUGUGCAUUCACAGAAAAAACAGACAUAAUGGACCUAAAGUGGUCUUAAGAUCAACAAAUCUGUUGGGUUUUUUUCUGAAGCAGGGAAGAGACAUAAGGCUUCUUUCCAGGGCAUGAAUCUGUCAUGAGCUUAGGUUUCUUCCACCUCAAAGAAGAGUAAAAUAGAGUGCUGCACUUGUGUCUGCAGCUUUUAAUAAUGUAGCAGUUGGCAGAGUGCUUUUGCUUAGCCUAACCAGAAAAAUUAAGAACAUUCCUCAUCUACACUGAAAUUCUUUUUUAGGUGACCUGUAUAUUCCUUGCCCUUAUUUGAGCAAGGUGAAAAUAAACAGAAAUUCAUAGAAUCCAAGCUGAAAAUAAAUAGAAAUAAUAUAUGUUCUUGAAACAGUAUAUGCAAACUUCAGUAACUUUUGUUAAUUUAAAAAUACAUAUGUACACAUACACACACACAUAUAUAUAUAUUUGCUAUGUGGCUUAAAACUAAAUGGAAUACAAGGAGCUAUGGGUGGGAAGUGUCAGUUUGCAUUUUGUUGGUGGGAGGGAUGUGUGCUCCAAAAAAA